UGUCAGUAUGUCACAAAUUAUGAAAUCAGUGUACCUGGAUGGGAGUUCUGCCAUGGAACAGAAGCCGGUCGUCAACGCCGAUGGUGAGGUACUCCUGGUUCGUCGCGCCACCGGGGCUCGUGUAGCACACGUCGGGGUCAUCGUCGCCGACGUCGCGGACUCAGCGCGGCAGCGGGAUGGCUCCCUGUACGCGCGCCACUCGUACCGCGCCGGCCCGGUGCCCUCGACGAUGCCCCACCACACGUCCGCCAUGACGCCGUCGACGCCGGCGUCCCACCACAUCCGCCGCAGCCGCGCCCUCAGCCCCGCCGCGUCCUCCAGCUCGUUCGCCGCGGUGACCACGCCCAGCUGCACACCACGCCACGGCGCGGCGCCGCUGGACACGAUCAAUUCGAACGAAAGCUUGAAGAGAUUGCGUGAGCUCGGAGCUUACCGGCAGCAGGCCUCCUCCCCACCCGGCGCGGUGGCCUGCUGCCGCGUCACCGCCCGCCGCUGGCCACCGACGCCCUCCUCCUCUCCCGCCUCCUCCCCACCCGGCGCGGUGGCCUGCUGCCGCGUCGCCGCCCGCCGCUGGCCACCGACGCCCUCCUCCUCUCCCGCAUUGCCCCUGCGGUCUUCUCCCCACCCUUCGGCCAGCUGCUAGCCUGCACACAGAAGUGAGAGAGAGGAGGAAGGGAGAGAAGAGGGGUAAGAAAGAAGGUGCUAACGUGGACAGUCUGACAGGUGGGGCCCACGUGGGUCCCACGCUGACUCAGCUGCCACAUCAGAAAAAACCGAGGUGAAAACCAACAAAGGAGCUAAAAUGAACGGUUUUGUAAGUUGAGAGAUGUUUGCAGUUGGGGGACGAUUUUGUAAUUCGAUGACAAGUUGAGGGACCUUGGGUGUACUUUUUCCUUGCGUGGAGUGUUGGGCUGGGACGGGUGCGUCUGGGCUGCAACGUGAAUCCCAUCGGGCCAUCCCCUAGCUACUUGCGUGAUGGGCCGGAAUUGGAGUCAGGAUUUGCAGGCCAAAUUUCUUUGUGAACUUCUUCAUUUCAGAUAUUGAGCGGCUAAACGGGAUGGGCUUCUUUGCAGGCAUCCUUUGAGGGCGAUGCCUUAACUAAAUCCCUAAAUUAAUUCUACUGCGUUUCUUUAUUUCGGAGCACGUACACAAAAGUUAAAAGUUCGUCACGGACUCACCGUGAUCCAGUCAGGUUGAUUUGUUUUCGAAAAUUUUACUCUGUUUUCAAAUUUUCGCUGUUUGGAUGGUCCAGUAUAUCAUGUGUACACAUCUGCCAAUCUCAGCGUGCCUCCGCUCAUAAUUUUUAGCACUUCUGUCUCUAAGAUAUACUGAGUAUAUAUAGUAAUAUAGUAUACUGGUCACUUCAAGAGCUCAAGUCAUACAAUUUCAAAGCAAACUUGAGGUCACUGCACUUAUUGCAUUGCCAGGCAUUUUUGGAUUGAAGCCAUUUUUGCCUAAUCGUUUUUUUGGCAACUUCAAUAGUAUCACAUGUAUGUGCGAUCCGUUUUACUACUUUUUGUUCACACUAAUAAAAUUCUAUAACAUCAAAUUUGGCACUAUUUGCCAAUGUUU
Oryza sativa Japonica Group (Japanese rice) is the source of this 1572-nucleotide messenger RNA. NCBI's taxonomy places the organism in Eukaryota, Viridiplantae, Streptophyta, Magnoliopsida, Poales, Poaceae. The record is from RefSeq and is a predicted model, not a curated record.